Molecule: messenger RNA, 847 nt
Organism: Nilaparvata lugens (brown planthopper)
Lineage: Eukaryota; Metazoa; Arthropoda; Insecta; Hemiptera; Delphacidae
Exons: 3
Coding region: 200-526 (108 amino acids)
Source: RefSeq, a predicted model, not a curated record
AGACCCAACCAAUGUGUGUUUGGACAGCAUGCUGGUGCUUGGUGCUUCGAUCCGUUAUCAGGUCAGACUCACGUACAUUGCUGUCUACAAUACUCAGUUACUCACUAGUCCACGGUCGCGGCCGUUAGUUCAAGGACUGCUUGCUCACACUACGGAUAGAACCGGCUUCCGCUUACACAGAAACAUUUGACUGAAGAAAAUGACUAUCAACAGGAGAAUACGAUUGAGAAUUAUGAGCUGUAUAUUAUGGAUGAUAUUAUUCUUUACGGAAGUUUGUCAGGCCGGACCCUUCGCCAUUUUGAAACCACUCAGGCAAACGAGAGAGACUAACUUAUUCAAUUUCAUGAGGUUGAUGGUGAUAAGACUUAUUUACGGCGUAGCAAAAAUGAUGGGAUUCGAAGAGGGUAUUUCAGAGUUCGCGAAUGGGGCGUUGGUUCCGCCCGGUGUCGAGGACAAUGACGACUAUGGUUUCGGAUUUGGAGAGAGAGACGAUGAUUAUAACGACGAUUAUGAUGACUAUAAGUAGCCUAAACCGAUCACCUUUAAAUUCCAAUUUAAGUUACUAUGAUGCCAAAAUCUGUAUACUAUAUAAUUUCGUGUGGAUUGACAUACACUGCUCAAGAGUACCAAUCACUGAUUGAUUUUCAAGAACGUGAUCUAUUGUUGCUCCUCAAUUAUUUAUUUAUUUUCGUACUCAGACUGAUAGUGGAGAAGUUAAGACAAGAGAAAUAUUGUUUACCAGAUAUUUAUAUUUCCAUUUGAAACAUGAGAAUCGAGCUGUAUUUAUUUUUAAAAUAUUGUUUUUUGUGAAUUUGUACAAAAUAAAUAUACAUGUAAAUAGCUCUCU